Messenger RNA from Drosophila willistoni, 2134 nucleotides. RefSeq names its product ataxin-10. Gene Ontology annotation, biological process: neuron projection development. The record is from RefSeq and is a predicted model, not a curated record. Gene Ontology annotation, cellular component: cytosol. NCBI's taxonomy places the organism in Eukaryota, Metazoa, Arthropoda, Insecta, Diptera, Drosophilidae. The transcript has 4 exons. Bases 40 to 1344 code for a protein of 434 amino acids.
GCAUGUUUGACAAAUCACUAUUUAAAGGCGGCUGUCAAAAUGGAUCACGUUGGCGCUGGCGAAUUGCAUAGCGACACACAGGUUCUGCUCGAAGCGUUAACUAGUUUAAGUGUUCCAGAAAAUGUAGAGGAAAUCACAGUGCUCUUAAGAAAACUCCGCUUGGAGGUGACCAAAAGCAGCAGCCAUCAGGAAACCUUCGCAAAUUUUGUUGUUGCAACAAGUUUUUUGGAAAAUGUGGCUUUUAAUCCGGCAAUGCGAAUAGAGCACUCGUCUCUUCAAUAUUUGACCCUACAAGUUCUAGCUAACAGCGUGGUAAACAAUGAGACAAGUCAGGCACUUAUCUGGAAGAGACAUGGCCACCAAAUAUCACAGCUGGCAUAUACCCCGCCUUUGGACAAAUGUACUAAUGUUUUGCUAAUGAUUAUGUACAACAUUUUUUUAAGGGACUCGCAAUUGAUUAGUGAACAUGACGCACUUCAAACGUCAGUGCGUCUUUGGGAAGCCAUUAAGAAAACCCAAUCUAAGGAAAAUUUUGAGUACUUACAUUUCUUCCUGGAGCAUUUCCUAGUCCAGAACGGACGUGCUUGUGUUACCUGCUAUCAGCGACUGAGCACGGAAGAGAGAAUAGUUUUUCUAGACUAUGUGGUUCAUUAUCUAAGGGAAAACAGCCCCAAUGGCGACCUGACCACAUUUUUGAUGCAGCAUUUUGCCAAGGAGUUUCGCUUGAAAUCGGAUUGUCUGCUAAGGGAAACAUUAAAACUUAGCAAUGAACUUCAUCCUCAUGAGGUCCAUAGUUUACUAGAAAUUCUUGCAAGUGCAACCGGUUCGGAUAAAUAUGCUCAAAUCUAUGAAAAGGAUCAAUCGCUAUUCAUAAAUGUCAGCAGUUUACUACGUUGUCUUGUUGCUGCUGGAAAACAGCCGGAUGGCGGGGGCCUAGAUAAACCACUGACCAAGCUCGAGGAGGUAGCACCAACCUCCAAUGCCAUGGAUACAGAUUAUGAGCAUAGGGCUUCCUAUGAACUAAAAACUCUGCUUGUACGUUGCACGGCCAAUUUACUAUACGAAAAUCAGGCAAACAAGGGCUACGCUCUGGAUACACAACUGAUGCCCACUCUGCUCGAAUGUACAACAAUGGAUGCCCGGAAUCCCUUGAUGCGGGAAUGGAGCAUUUUGGCCAUACGUAAUGCUUGCAUCAAUUGCCCAGAGGCUCAAGCGGUUAUCGCUGGUCUAACGAAGCAGGGAAAUGCUCCAAAUGAUAUAUUAAGUGAACUAAAUCUAGAUAUGGGAGCCCUGCGCAUUUCGGAUAGACAACGAACAACCACUGACCGUCCAACAAGUGGUUAGGCGUUUUUCACACAACGUCAUUCGCACACACAAACACGGACACAGACACGUACACGCAACCAAUUCCCAAACAUUUGGCCCCAAAUAAUGCGCUAAUGGGCAUGCCAAAAGUUUAGCCAGCAUUCAUAAGCGCGCGUUGUCAACAUUUAAUGGCGGAGCGUUAUAAAAAUAGCUGCCCACGUACCGUUAAAAGCGGCAAGAAACAACAAAAAUAAACAUACUGAAAAGUUGAGAAAAACAAAAAGAGAUUCCUAAAUACAUCAACUUCUAAAUUUAUGCAUGUUCUGGCGCUACCCAAUAGAGUUGUGUUGAUUUUACUUCGGAAUACACUUCUUUUGGGUACAUUCAUUUUACAUUGAAACAUUCAAUUUUUAAACUCCACUUAUGUGUAAUAUCUGUGAUUGAAGCCUUUUCACUCUAUAAACUUGUUAAUAUAAAGUACAUACAUAUAAAUUUCCGUUUAUCUGCUCGUCUGUAUAAACAUCUGGAUCUCGGAGACUAUAAGGCACUAGCUAUUAAAUUCAGAAUGAAGACUCGACGAAUUCUUCUGUUUCAGGUUCUCUUCCUCUUCUGCAAAAACGAAUUGCAAAAAAUAUUUAUGUAUCAAUCUAUAGAAAAGGAAACUAAUUCGCAAAAACAAAAAAAAAAUACGAGUCAUCCUACUAUCAAUAAGAUAUUAGUGGAACGUUUAAUGUUAUGAUGAUAAUGAAAAACAAAUCGACCAAUUUCAAAAAAUAUUUUAUUCUUCAAUAAAACUAAUCCGUUUGACAGGAAAUUCGUUCCAAGUGUA